Molecule: messenger RNA, 3720 nt
Organism: Melopsittacus undulatus (budgerigar)
Lineage: Eukaryota; Metazoa; Chordata; Aves; Psittaciformes; Psittaculidae
Gene: MSL3
Product: MSL complex subunit 3
Exons: 13
Coding region: 612-1907 (431 amino acids)
Biological process (GO): chromatin organization; regulation of DNA-templated transcription
Cellular component (GO): MSL complex; NuA4 histone acetyltransferase complex; nucleus
Source: RefSeq, a predicted model, not a curated record
GACAGCAGCACUUGUUGCGGGGAACGGACGCAGGCCCGGGGAGAGCGGAGAAGGCCGCGUGGAAGGGGACGCCCGCCGUCACGGGCUGUGAGAUAAAGCGAGGCGCUGCCCGUGCCCGCUGGCCCUCUCCUUCCGCCCUUGUGCUGCCAGCAGCGUCCCUGGCCGCCUCAGUCCGGUCCCCCGGUGGGGCUCGGCUUUUCCCCCUCACAUCCGCUCCUCCGCCCUGGGGUUAGAGGGAGGGUAGAAGCUUCCUACGGACCUCUGGGUCUUUCUCUUGCGGGUGGGGGCGUCCUGCUGCACGGGUGAUGAAGGGGUGGUGGAGUCCCGGGCGUCGGGGCCUUGCUCUCGCUGCUGGUAGAGAACGGAGCUGCUGAAGGGCUCUGGAAGUGACGGACGCGGUUCCCGCCUUCCGUUCUCGGCUGAACACCUGCAAAAUCGUUGAUAUUAUUGUUGGAAAAGAUGAGAAAGGCAGAAAGAUUCCAGAAUAUCUGAUCCAUUUUAACGGCUGGAAUAGAAGCUGGGAUAGAUGGGCAGCUGAAGAUCAUGUUCUUCGCGAUACAGACGAAAACCGCAGAUUACAGCGUAAAUUGGCACGGAAGGCUGUGGCUCGCAUGAGAAGAAAGGGAAGAAAGAAGAGGCGUUGCAGGCUGCCUGGUGUUGACUCUGUAUUAAAAAGCCUUCCUACUGAAGAAAAUGAUGAGAGUAGCGAAAACUCUAUAAGUAGUUCUUCUUCUGAUGACAGUGAUGAAGGAACAGACGAAGAAAUAAAAAGUGAAGAAAGUGACAUAGAAGAAAGGACAGAAAUGAAAGAAGAACAAGAAAGUCAUACAAAAAGGGACAUGGAAGAAAGAGCAAUAAGCAUAGAAAUUCCUGAAGUCUUGAAAAAGAAGCUUGAGGAAGACUGUUACUAUAUUAAUAGAAGAAAACGGCUAGUGAAGCUUCCUUGUCAGACAAACAUAAUAACAAUCCUGGAGUCAUAUGUGAAACAUUUUGCUAUUAAUGCUGCUUUUUCAGCCAAUGAAAGAUCUCGGCACCAUCAGAUGACUCCACAUGCUAAUAUGAAUCUUCAUUAUGUGCCACCAGAGAAGAAUGUUGAGCUAUGUAAAGAGAUGGUGGAUGGGCUGAGAAUAACCUUUGACUUCACACUUCCAUUAAUUUUGCUCUAUCCUUAUGAGCAAGCUCAAUUUAAGAAAGUGACUUCAUCAAAAUUCUUUCUUCCCAUCAAAGAAAACUCAACAAAUACUAACAGAAAUCAGGAGGAGCUUUCUCCAAGUCCUCCUCUGUUGAACCCGCCAACUCCCCAGUCAACUGACAGCCAGCCUGCAACAGGGGAGCCAGCCACACCAAAAAGGCGAAAAGCUGAACCUGAAAUUCUGCAGUCACUGAGACGCUCCACACGUCAUAGCUCUAACUGUGACAGGUUAUCAGAAAGCAGUGCUUCCCCGCAGCCUAAACGGCGGCAUCUUGAGACUCCAGCUUCUAUGCCAAAGCUCUUCUUGCACCUGGAAAAAAAAACCCCUGUCCAUAGCGGAUCAUCUUCCCCUAUAACUUUGACUCCUAGCAAAGAGGGGAGUGCAGUUUUUACUGGCUUUGAAGGAAGAAGAAACAAUGAAUUGAAUGAGGUUUUGUCCUGGAAAUUGAUGCCAGAAAAUUAUCCACCAAGUGAUCAACCACCACCUCCCUCAUAUAUCUAUGGCUCUCAACAUUUACUACGAAUGUUUGUAAAGCUACCAGAAAUCCUGGGGAAGAUGUGCUUUCCUGACAAAAACCUGAAGGCCUUAGUAAAACACUUCGAAAUGUUUCUGAGGUUUUUAGCAGAGUACCAUGAUGAUUUCUUCCCGGAAUCUGCUUAUGUUGCUGCGUGUGAAGCCUACUACAGUACAAAAAAUCCUCGGGCAAUCUACUGAAACUAUUAAUAAAAAUUAAAUCCUACUAUACAUAGCCCAUGACAAUGCUAUUUUGCCAUGUGGCUACAAGCUGAAGAUGAAAAAGUAACUAAAACAACUUCUGGAGUUGAAGAAAUAGUGAUGGUUGGAUUACUUAGGAAUGGGGAACUUCUUUUCAGAGAUGUGUAUAAACUAUAUUGAGUUGCUUAGAGGAUUGAAUGUAACUGACUCCAGAUGAAUGAAGAAGCCUUGUCCUGACUUCUAGUGCAUGGGACUGCAUAAGACUAUUAAAGAGGGAAGGAGGCAAAAGCAGAUGCAUUAGCAACAGGACAUUUUCAUGAAGAUGGAUCAUCAUGCUGUGUUUUGGUUUUGCUCAACCACUCCAGCCUGAGAAAUAAGACUUGACUACACAGCUACACAAAGAGAAUGAGUAACUGGUAUCUUACGGACCUUUUUUCCUCACAGAUUGCACUUCAUUUUGUGGAACUGUCACACAAAAAAGAUUGCUUAAUAUAAAGGUGUUCUUGCUGUUUGUUUAGCAUGAUAUCUGCCUCAAGAAUAACUUUGUUGCUUGAAAGAUGUGUUGCUUACUUUGCAUUUUGCAAAGGUGUAUAUAGUUCUUUUCAUGGUAAGGCUGCCAGAGUCACAAGGAGAGCAUACAUUGCCAGUGAUUCAACAUUUACCUGUCAAUAAAUGGUUUCCAGAGCCAUUAUGAAGGAACUGAUUUUCUACAAGUAACCGGAGAAGUCAAUAAAGUGAUGGUAGUUUAACUGGCAAACACUUCCUUUCUUAAUAAAGUUCACAGUGGCUGCUGUGUAAAUGUGUGAUUUUACCUGUUUAAAAUGCCUUGUUUGUGCUUGAUUAGUAUUUUUGAGAUUGCUGAGUGUGCAUAUAAAGGAAGUGGGAGCACUGACAACACAGGGAGAGAAGCCCUUUCUGUACCAUUGGGUUUUCUUCUGUAAACUUGAAGAAUGUCUCUUAAGACAGUUUUAAACACUUUAGCUCUCAAAAUAGGAAUUCAGUACAAUCAGAGUUCCUAGAAAUCUGAAAACAUAUUCAGUAGAUAUUUAUUGAAAUAUAAUUAUUUUCUUGAUAUUCAUUUAAACCUUGACAUAGAACUGUGGGCUUCUGCUAUUUCAAGACACACACAGCUUUUAAAAGCUCUGGGAGAAAACAGGACUCAAGGCUGAUAGACUACAGCAUUAAUCACUGUAAUCCUUCCUACUUCUGAAAACUUCUGUUAGAGUACUUACCUGCAAUGCAAAACUGAACACAUUCGUCCUAUAUUUCCAGAAAAUAGUAAGGAGGAAUCAUCAUUCAAAGGUAAAUGACAAGCUUAAACUACAAGGCCAAAGAAAAUGUGUUUCACUGUCACUCACUUUUCAGAGUUGUGCUGGUGUGUCAGAGCAUUUGAACUGAAAAGCUAAGGAUUACCUUGGUUUUGACCACUUAGGUUCUUUUUAGAAAAACUUCUGUUAAAACUCUGUUAAUGGUUGUUAAACAAAUGUUUGGUAUGGGUGUGAUUCGGUGAUCAUUUUUUCUGAAGGUAACUGUUUAGUAGUACUGCUCCUUUUUAAUGUAUUCUAUUGUACCAAAAGAACUUUAGUCUUUCUCAAAUUAAGAAGUGGUAUCAGAAUCCAAGUACCUCAAAAUCCAUUUUGCCAACAUGUUUCAUUCUAAUUUUAGACCCUGUUUUUCUAAAAAAAUUCAACAGAAUACAAGUAUCUAAUGAGAUUAAUCUUGGAAUACUGCCUGAAAACUCUGUCCUUAAUCCUGGUGAUUGCAGGAAUGUUUGCAUGUGUAUAAUAUGGCAAAUAUAUUUUGUUCUACUGUU